CAACUCAAAACCUUUUAUAUAUAAAUUACAGUAAACAUUAUCACUUAUCAGCAAAUUCUAGAGAGUGAAGUUUGUUUCUUUGAGAGUGAAAGAUAGAGUUUUGCAGGAGAGAGGGAGAGAGAGAGACAGUUUUCUUGGAGUGAAAUAAUGUGGAGGAGAGAGAAAAUAUUGGGAAAUGGAGGUUCUGCAAUCGUGUAUCUGGCUACAGUUGUUUCACCACCAAGAAGUAAUGAACUACUACCUUCUCUCAUGGCUACCAAAUCUGCCCCUGUCAACAAUUGCCAAUUACUUUCCAUCGAAAGAGAGUUGCUCAGUCAGUUUGAAGGUUGCCCUCACAUUCUUCGCUGUUUUGGGGACGACGUUGCGGUUGAAGACGGAGAGCAAUGGUACAACAUCUUGUUUGAGUAUGCCACUGGUGGAAGUUUGGCUGAUCCCAUUCAGAGUUACGGCAGUGGACUACUCGAGACAGAGGUCAGACAAUACACAAAUUCUGUACUUCUGGGUCUGAGUUACAUUCGCAACAAGGGUUGUGUUCACUGUGAUAUCAAGCCUCAUAAUAAACUGCUUGUGGAUGAAAAGGAUGACUUGUCGUUAGUUUUGAAUGGAAAGAUGAAUAUGGUCCAAGAAAGAACUGCAAAGAUUACUGACCUAGGGCUUGUAAAGAAGGCUGGAGAGAGCUUGACAGAAAAAGGAAGAAAGCUUGGAAUCAGAGGCACUACACUGUAUAUGGCCCCGGAGUCCAUUCGCCAUGAAGAUUAUGAACCAGAAGUCGACAUAUGGGCAUUAGGGUGCAUGAUUUUAGAGCUAUUAACUGGAAAAGAACCUUGGAAGUGCGACCGGAAUACAGAAAGAGUAACUAUCUUGUUUAAAAUAGCAAGUACACAAGAAAUACCUGAAAUUCUGAGUGGGUUCUCAGAAGAGGUUGAAGAUUUUCUAAAGAAGUGCUUGGUUAGGGAUCCAAAGUCACGGUGGACUGCCGAUAUGCUCCUAGGCCAUCCCUUUGUUUUGGCUGCAGAUGGUGUUUUUACCGGGAGUAUCAGAGAGGAAAGAAACAGAGUUGUUCAUCCAAAAACAGCAUAAGGUAUUCUUCAUUCAUCAUUCUUGAGUACAUUCAACCUUCCCAAACCUUAUUUGCUCAUGUCACAUUUAGCAUCAAAUGGAUAAGUACCUAAUAGUUGCAUGGCCACAA
Messenger RNA from Camellia sinensis, 1189 nucleotides. Lineage: Eukaryota; Viridiplantae; Streptophyta; Magnoliopsida; Ericales; Theaceae. The record is from RefSeq and is a predicted model, not a curated record.